AUGUCGAGAGAAAAUUGGGACAAUGACUAUGAAUAUACCCCUUUGUUAAUUAAAGAACCCAAGGAAACAAAGCAGGCUUUAAAGAUCCCAAACAUAAACCUUUUAAUGGCUAUGUUUGCCGCUUGCAUCGGAGGGACCUUCCAGUAUGGAUAUAACGUCUCUGUUAUCAAUGCACCGACCAAGUAUGUGCAAGAUUUCAUCAACCAAACUUGGAUCGAGCGCUACCAAAUUCACGUUUCGUCUGGAGUUCUCACUUUAAUGUGGUCAACUAUUGUGUCUGUGUUUACCCUUGGAGGGCUAAUAGGAGUGUCAGUUGGGGGAACGCUGUCUAUAAAGCUGGGAAGGAAAGGGACAUUGUUGGUCAAUAAUGUUCUUGCCAUGUUGGCUGCCAUGACGAUGGGUCUGAGUUACCCAACAGGACUAUAUGAACUACUCAUCAUCGGACGUCUUCUCAUCGGAUUAAAUGCAGGAAUUGGCCUUUGUGUUCAACCUUUGUACUUAGUGGAGAUUGCUCCAACAUCUAUUCGUGGCUUCAUGGGAAUGGGAACCUCUUUUUUUGUGACGGGCGGGAUCCUUACUGGACAAGUCAUGGGCCUCAACGAACUGCUGGGUAGAGAAGAGUACUGGCCCAUCCUGCUUUCCACUACAUGCAUCCCAGCAGUGCUGCAGCUCAUAUUUCUACCCUGGUUCCCAGAGAGUCCACGCUUCCUGCUCAUUGACAGAGGAGAUUAUGAAGGAUGCAGAAAAGCACUUAGGCAGCUCCACAGUGCAGCUGAUUUUGAUGGUGAAAUGGAGGACAUGGAGAAGGAAAAGAACAACCUGGACAAGGAAGGACUCAAGGCUAAGAAGCCAUGGGAGCUGUUUGCAGACCGAAGCAUACGUUGGCAGCUUCUUACUAUUGUGCUUCUCAAUUCAGCCCAGCAGCUGAACGGAAUCAACGCUAUUUACUUCUAUGCAGAUUAUGUGUUUGCACAAGCAGGAAUUCCCAAUGAAAAAAUACCAUAUGCAACAGUUGGCACUGGUGCCUGUGAAUGCAUCACUGCUUUGACCUGUGGUUUGCUCAUUGAGCAGCUGGGACGCAAAGUGCUGAUUACCGGAGGAUACACGCUCAUGACUAUCUGCUGCAUUUUGUUCACUCUGACCAUUACGUUUCAGGAUGUCAGUCCAUUGUUUCCAUACCUCAGCAUGGCAUGUGUUUUUGCUUUUAUUCUGAGUUUUGGAUUAGGGCCAGGUGGCGUGACUAAUAUUUUGACCAUGGAGCUGUUUACGCAAAAUGCGCGGCCUGCAGCUUACAUGAUUGCAGGUUCCAUGAAUUGGAUUAGCUUCUUCUUCAUCGGCAUGGUUUUCCCUUUUAUUGUGAUUGGAUUGGGGCAGUACUGUUUCCUGGUGUUCAUGGCCAUCUGCACCCUGGUGGCACUUUAUAUAUUCUUUAUCAUUCCUGAAACCAAGAACAAAACUUUCCUGGAAAUCCAGAAUGAGUUUAAAUCUGGGAAAAAAAAGAUGAAGAUGGCCCAUGGCACAGAUGGCUCUGGUAUGACGCUGUUGGCAACCUCAAUGUGA
This is a messenger RNA of Nerophis lumbriciformis (worm pipefish), 1560 nucleotides long. The record is from RefSeq and is a predicted model, not a curated record. NCBI's taxonomy places the organism in Eukaryota, Metazoa, Chordata, Actinopteri, Syngnathiformes, Syngnathidae.